CCUCACUCCUUCCCCCUGAGGGCCCUCUCUCUGGAGCUGCCCUUGCUGCUCAGCUAAGCAGCACCCUUGGGACACUCAGUGCGGCAUGUCUUCCCUCCCGUCCUCCUUCCCACAGGCGUUUGGAGGAUACCUCAGGCCUUCUGAAAGGGCGGACAUCAUCCUCACAGCCACUGAAGCUAUGCGAGACUCCAGCAUCUAUGGCAAGCAGGGGGCCUGCAGCGUGCUGGAUGCAGCCUUGGAGGACCCUGACUACUGGCUGACAGAUGUGCCAAUAAUCAUGGAAUGCAUCAGGAAAAAUCUGGACAGCAUCCACACGGCAUCAGCGCGGCGCUGCCUGGACUCCCUGCUUCUCCAGCUGACCAACCAGAUGUCCAGGGAAGAAGUCAAGAACCUGCUGAAGUUCUCUCCGCCAAGUGACAGCACUGCCCUGAGCAUGUGGGAGGUGGUCCUGGCCAUGCCGCAGACCUUGGAGAAAGUUUUAAACGUGCGGAUGGAAAUCUUGCCACUGUGCGACUGGUGCACCGCGGUCACAGAAGACACCUGCAUCCGUCGCUUGGCUAUGCUGGCCCAGAAUCACAUUUCUGAAGAGGAGUUUGGUAACCCAGUGCACCUCCUGAGUUACCUGAAGCACCCAAGCCCAGCGAUGCGCUUGAUGGUUCUCAAAGGGCUCUCCACCGUGUCAGAGAGCCCUGAGAAGGCAAGAAAAAUUCAGGUCGUGCUGCCAGACAUCCUGGAGGCCCUGCAGGACACCAACACAGACGUCGUGCUGAAGGCCCUGCUUGUGCUCAGCAAUGUGAUGGCUCAUGUGGAGAGGAGAGAGGCCAGUCGCACGGCUCUGCAGCUGGCUGAGAAGCUCCUGCCACUCUUUGACCAUGAGUCCAGCCAGGUGCGCGAGCACUCCAUCUGCCUCUUCCAAGCCGUGACGGAGGCUGUGCUGUGGCACAGGCAGAAGGAAAUGAAGAGGAAAGUGCACAGCAGCCUUCUCCCACUCUACUUUCGGAUGAGAGACCAGAGUGAGAGCGUAGCAAAGGCCUCUGGGGAAGCUCUCGUCGUCGCUGCAGAGUUUCUGCGAUGCAAAGAGCUCAAGCACUUGGCCCAGACAGAACAGACGUGGAAGAUCGGGGAGUGCUUGCUGCAGCAGGGCAGAGACAGAGUAGACGAAUACCUGCAGCAGAGCCAGCCCUACCUGCAGGACUCUCAGACCGUCUUGCGACUUGAGGCCGUCAGGUUCAUUGGGCUUGCUGCGCGCUACUCCAAGGACCAGAGCGAGGAGAAGCUGAAUGAAAUCAUCAGCGUCCUCCGGUCUUCAGGGAACGACCCGGAACCCAUGGUCAGAUGCCUGGCAGUUCAGACCAUCAUGAUCCUGGCGUCAAGGCGUAACAGAACAUCAGGACGGAGAUUUCGACUGUUGUGGUGCUGCUAGCCAUGCAGCACUCCUCAAAUCAUCAAUAUAUAUCUUAAUAGAACCGGGUUCUUGUCUCAUUAUUCCAGCAGCUCCUUCAAAGUGACUCGGUGC
Molecule: messenger RNA, 1516 nt
Organism: Cygnus olor (mute swan)
Lineage: Eukaryota; Metazoa; Chordata; Aves; Anseriformes; Anatidae
Exons: 10
Coding region: 86-1423 (445 amino acids)
Cellular component (GO): cytoplasm
Source: RefSeq, a predicted model, not a curated record